Cryptomeria japonica (Japanese cedar) is the source of this 1972-nucleotide messenger RNA. Its product is annotated as protein DETOXIFICATION 33. The coding region runs from base 113 to 1660 and encodes 515 amino acids. Gene Ontology annotation, biological process: xenobiotic detoxification by transmembrane export across the plasma membrane. Gene Ontology annotation, molecular function: xenobiotic transmembrane transporter activity; antiporter activity. The record is from RefSeq and is a predicted model, not a curated record. The transcript has 10 exons. Lineage: Eukaryota; Viridiplantae; Streptophyta; Pinopsida; Cupressales; Cupressaceae. Gene Ontology annotation, cellular component: membrane.
AGAUCUGGACUAACGUCCAUCUACCCUUCAAAGCGAAGACCACAGACAAUAAGUAAAAUAUAAGAACAUAAGAACCCGCAGGAAAGUUGCAUAGUUCUCUCUGGUUGUAAACAUGGCUAAUGGUCUUAGUUCACCAUUGUUGAAGGAAGAGGAGCAAAAUAAUGAUGUUAGUAACCAUGAAGCUAGUGGCAGAGAGAAUAUCAGGUUAACAGACUUGGAUAGUAUUGUUAGUUUUCAACAGAUGAUGAAAGAGAGUUGGACAGAGUCCAAGAAACUGUGGAGAAUUGCAGGGCCUGCAAUUUUUACCAGAUUAUGUUCAUAUUCAAUGAUGUUAAUUACAACAAUAUGUGCAGGACACUUGGGUACUGUUGAAUUGGCAGCUGUGGCAAUUCAAGGCUCUGUUAUUGGACUCCUGGCUUUUGGACUCUUGUUGGGAAUGGGCAGUGCAUUAGAAACCCUCUGUGGUCAGGCCGUUGGAGCACGAAAACUUCAAAUGCUUGGAGUGUAUUUGCAGCGCUCAUGGUUAAUAUUACUGGGUACAGCAGUUCUUUUGAGCUCUAUUUACAUCUUUGCCACCCCACUCCUUAAGCUACUGGGACAGGAGGAUGAUGUAGCUGAUCUAGCGGGAGAAUAUGCACUUUGGAUGCUACCACAGCUGUUUGCUUAUGCAUUAUAUUUCCCAAUGCAAAAGUUUCUUCUGGCACAGAGAAAACUCAUGGUCAUGGCUUUUAUUGCCUUUUCUGCAUUGAUAUUCCAUGGUGUUCUGAGUUGGUUAUUAAUCUUCAAAGUGGGUUUGGGGUUAGUUGGAGCAGCUAUUACAGCAAACAUAUCAUGGUAUCUUAUCAAUAUUAGUCAGUUUUUGUAUAUAGUUUACUCUUGCCCAGAGGCUUGGAAAGGAUUCUCCUGGCUUGCUUUACGUGAUCUAUGGGCUUUUGUUCGACUUUCAGUGGCUUCGGGUGUUAUGCUAUGUUUGGAGAUCUGGUAUAUGAUGUCACUCAUUGUUAUGACGGGUAAUUUGAAAAAUGCAACAAUUGAAGUCGAUGCACUAUCUAUCUGCAUGAAUUUGAAUGGAUGGGAAGCCAUGAUUUUCGUCGGUUUCAAUGCUGCCAUUAGUGUGAGAGUAUCUAAUGAACUGGGAGCUGGUUGCCCUAAAGCUGCAAAAUUUGCCGUCAUCAUCGUGGUUCUAACAUCAUUGUCAUUUGGCCUUAUAUUCAUGGGCAUCAUUCUUGCAACCAAAAAUGAUUUUGCAGUAUUAUUCACGACUAGUAAAGUGGUCAUGGCAACAGUGUCCAAUAUGGCAAUGUUACUUGGAGUCACAAUGGUUUUAAAUAGUGUACAACCAGUGCUAUCAGGUGUGGCUGUAGGUGGAGGUUGGCAAAGUCUGAUAGCCUAUGUAAACAUAGGGUGCUACUAUGUUGUUGGAUUACCCCUUGGCCUUCUUAUGGGAUAUAAGUUCGACCUUGGAGCGAAGGGCAUUUGGACUGGCAUGAUUUGUGGAACAGCCCUCCAGACUGUUAUUUUAGUGUUAAUCACAUAUUUCACUAAUUGGAAUCGAGAGGCUGCUCAAGCUGAGGAUCGUAUCAAACUAUGGGGAGGAUCAGCUGAGUCUUAUACAAAUCGAUCAUUGAAAGGGGAAGAGAACGUUGAGAAUAUUCCUUAGAAAUCUAGAAGAACCGUCUAGGACAACCUUUGGCAAAUAUCUCUGAAAAUAUAUCUUCUAGAAAAUGCUCCAAUAUUCAAACUGCAGCUACAAUUUCGGUAGGCUGACAUGGGACGUGCUCAAGUACAUGAUUAAUCAUGAGGCUGAUUGAUGUUACUUUUUUUACUCUGGUUUUGGUAAAUAUGAAAUAUAAGAAAUUUUUGGUAACACAAUCUAACUGACAAUCGAAAAUAAUAUAAGAUAUAUGUGGAAAAACUCUGCUUUUAUGUAAUAUAAAAAUCAACACUAGAAGAGAGUCAAAAUUAGUAUUAA